UCCGCAGGUAAAAGUGGGGACAUGGAUCGCAUCAAAGGCCCAUGGAGCCCCGAAGAGGACGAGGCCCUCCAGAAGUUAGUUGAGAAACACGGGCCCAGAAACUGGUCCCUCAUCAGCAAAUCCAUUCCCGGUCGUUCUGGCAAGUCCUGCCGCCUCCGGUGGUGCAACCAGCUCUCGCCCCAGGUGGAGCACCGAGCCUUCACGCCCGAAGAGGACGACACCAUAAUCCGCGCCCACGCGCGCUUCGGCAACAAGUGGGCCACAAUCGCCCGCCUCCUCUCGGGCAGAACCGACAACGCCAUCAAAAACCACUGGAACUCCACCUUAAAGCGCAAGUGCGCUUCCAUGAUGCUCGAUGAGCCUCAACCUCUCAAAAGGUCGGUGAGUGCCGGCGCGGCUUUACCAAUCUCCACGGGCCUCUGCAUGAACCCGCCCACCCCUGGUAGCCCCUCUGGAUCCGAUGUGAGCGAGUCCAGCGUACCAGUUGCGUCCUCAUCCCACGUGUACCGACCCGUGCCAAGGACCGGCGGGGUUCUACCUCCGGUAGAAACGACGUCGUCCUCCAAUGACCCUCCAACUUCAUUGUCCUUGUCUCUCCCCGGCGUCGACUCUUCCGAAGUCUCCAAUCGGAUAACUGAACCAAUCCACGUCGCGCCGCCACCGUCCAAUACUAUCCCUUUGUUGCCUAUAAUGACUGCUCCGGUUCCGGUGGCGGUGCCGCAACAGUUUCAAGAUACGUCGUCAUUGAAGCCUUUUAAUUUAAGUGCGGAGUUUCUGGCUGUGAUGCAGGAAAUGAUAAGGAAGGAGGUGAGGAGUUAUAUGAUGGGGUUGGAGCAGCAGAAUGGGAUGUGUUUUCAGGCUGCAGCUGAUGGGUUUAGGAACGCUUCCGUGAAGCGUAUUGGAAUUAGCAGGAUCGAUUCGUAAAUAUUAUCAGAGAGUAGAGAGAUAUCAGAAAACAAUCGAAAAAACAAAUCAAGCUCUUUUUUAUGUUUUUUUUCCCACCAUGUUUCUAGGUAAUAAUUUUGGUUAAUGUACAGUGGGGGAACUCGAUCCCAAGAGAGAUGGAUGAACGGAUAGGAGAGAGCAUCGGUUGAACUUGAAUCGGAGGGGAAAGAAGAGGGCGAUGAUAGAUGUUAUCCGAGCAUAAAAGAAACCGAAAAUUCUGUAACUUUUUUUUAUCGUCUCUUGGUCCUGUUCUGCGGGCCUAGUUGAAAAACAAAAACAAAAAGCAUGCUUAGAAUAAAAAAGAAAGUCCUUCAAAUCUGAAUAUAAUUCUAAAUUUAUUACUUCGUUUGCAAAAACAAAAUUCUCAAUCUCGAUUCAGUUCGAAUUAAAAAUUUUAGGCGACAGGGUAACUGAAUUUGAAAGGUAGUUAGAUUAGUUUAGAGAUGGGAAUAUUAUUGAAUCGAUGCUAGUUUCAGUUUUAGAUGCAGUUUUUAUGUCGGGACCAAAGACAGACAGAGAUCUAAUUCAGUGUUAUUAUCCAUGUCUUAAAACUUCUUUUCGUUAAGGAGUAAAUUUAAUCAAAAGAGGAACGGCCGGGGUAACCCUUUGUUAUGCCCAUUAAAGAUACAAGUGAUGUUCAACGACGGACAGUUAGUUAAAACGUGGGAUAUAUCUGUUUUAUGAGAU
This is a messenger RNA of Abrus precatorius (Indian licorice), 1632 nucleotides long. RefSeq names its product transcription factor MYB44-like. The record is from RefSeq and is a predicted model, not a curated record. Bases 22 to 924 code for a protein of 300 amino acids. Gene Ontology annotation, cellular component: nucleus. Gene Ontology annotation, biological process: regulation of DNA-templated transcription. The transcript has 2 exons. Lineage: Eukaryota; Viridiplantae; Streptophyta; Magnoliopsida; Fabales; Fabaceae. Gene Ontology annotation, molecular function: DNA-binding transcription factor activity, RNA polymerase II-specific; RNA polymerase II cis-regulatory region sequence-specific DNA binding.